AUGGCUAAGCGUACGAAAAAGGUUGGAAUCACUGGUAAAUAUGGCACACGUUACGGUGCUUCACUUCGUAAAAUGGUCAAAAAGAUGGAAGUGACACAACACGCCAAGUACACUUGCUCUUUUUGCGGAAAGGAUGCCAUGAAACGCAGCUGCGUCGGUAUCUGGUCAUGCAAGCGUUGUAAGAGGACCGUCGCUGGCGGUGCCUGGGUUUUCUCAACCACAGCCGCCUCCUCCUGCCGUUCAGCAGUCAGAAGGUUGCGUGAAGUUAAAUGA
Messenger RNA from Danaus chrysippus (African queen), 273 nucleotides. The record is from the annotation of a GenBank genome assembly. Lineage: Eukaryota; Metazoa; Arthropoda; Insecta; Lepidoptera; Nymphalidae.